AGUAGUCAAUAAAAUAGAGACAAACAACGAAACAUUUUGGUUUACUAGAUAUUUUAUUCCGGAUAAGGGCAGAUAACUCUGAAAGGAAGGGGGAAUUUGUAAACAAAAAUUAAGUUGGUGAAGAAAAGUAGGAUGUGAACCCCAUUCCAUUUAUUUUCUAACUGAGCAUCGAAAUAAUGGAGGAAUUAGAACAAUCUUCAGAUCAUAUUGAACAAACUCCUGAACCUGAUGAUUGUCAACAAACUGAGGAUGGCAGUGAUGACACAGUAGAUGUAAUUCCUCAAUCGAUUGAAGAUGAAAGAGUCUCAAGUGUUAAUACAAUCAAUGAUGUGGAAUCAGUUAAAAUAUCUACAGAUUCUUCUUAUAUGCCUGCUGAAUUGAAUGAAGAAGAUGAAAAACAAGUUGGUUUAGGUUUACCUAAAGUUAAUUGUGUUGAAAAGAUAAUUAUUUGUUUAGACUUGAAUUUUGAAAUGGAAAAAGAUACUUUUAGAAGUAGAGCUGGUGAUAAAUUUACACAGCUUCAAGUUGUUCAGAAAGCCUUGAGACUAUAUAUUAAUAGUAAAUCAAAGAUCAAUUGUGAACAUGAGUUUGCCUUAGUAGUAUUGGAUAGUACAGCUGAAUGGGUGAGUGAUUUCACAAACAAUCCAAGGGAGAUAAUAGCUUUAUUAGAGGAUUUGAGAUGUUCUGCUACUAGAGAAACAGAAACAUUUGAUAUGUCUUUGUUAUUUGAUGCCAUUGAUGAGAAGGUAACUAUACCAACAGUAGAAGAUCCCAUAUUACCUCCACCUUAUAUAGUUAGAAUACUCUUUCUUUAUGGUAGAUCUAAUUGUCUUAUAGAAUCAACAAACUAUGAGUCACAGAAAACAUUAGAAUCAUCACCAUAUGUUUUUUUUGAUUCCCUGUACAUACAUGAACCAUUAUCAGAAGAAAAUAAAUGUGAAGAAAUAUUCAACAGAUUAUGUAAGCUGGACCAUCGAGGAUUCUCCUACAUAUUUGAAGUUUCUAAAAACCCAACAAAAUUAUAUGUUUAUAUGGCUCAGUUAUUGGCACAUCCUUUACAAAGAGACACACAGCAAUCAGCUGCUUAUAAGAUACGACCUUUAACCCCUGUAGAUCAAAAUGUGCCAAAUUUUCUGACUUAGUUUAUGGCUUGUAUAAAAGGACAUAGUAACUUGAUGCAGUGUGUACCAUGUACUCAAAAGCAUAUCCAGGGAGUCCAGUAAUUUUUCAUGAUUAUGAGUGGCAAUGUAAGCUGUCAUCCACCUCAUUCAAAACACUGCAGAAUAAUUGCUUACUUUACUCUUCAUUAUAUUUAUUUGAGCAUUUCACAUUACUGUCAUAGUGUAGCACAAUCUUAGUGCUAACAAUAGAUCAGUUUAGUAAAUAUAGCAUUUAUUUACAAUGGGAACAGAAUAUGAAACAGAUACAUAAAUACAACCAGAACAUCAACAAUAUAGGAACUUAAACUAUACAGGAACACAUCAGGAUGGUACAUUAACUAUAGUAAAUCCACCAUUCUGCCCCUCUGCCAAGACAGCGGCUGAACUUGGGUGAGUCAAUGCACUUGUCCAAGCCUCUCUUCUCCGUCUCUACUCUUCUCUUCUCCUCCCCGCUCAUCUGUCUGUCAGCAAACUCCUGGUUGUAUAGCCUCCGACAAUAGGGCAAGUGGAUAAGAGUCAUGCAUGAUCAUAUAUGGAAUUGUCUAUUUAUCAGGUCAUGGUAUGAUUAACUGACCAGAUGCGUAUUUCCUUUGAAGUCAUGCGGAGCUUGUACACAGGUCAUAUGUACAUGUAGCUUGUAAAUAUGGGAUUAAUUACAUGUUUAAUUAGAAUGUGACUAACAGAAGUAUAUACAGAGUUGAAAAACUCAAUAUCAUAUAUAUUAUCAAAACCCAGCUGGAGGUCAAUAAGUUCUAUGCACCUAAAUGAUCGUUCAAUUUGAUGAAAGUUAUGGAGUACUUUGUCACAAUAGCUAAUGAUUUUUGCUGUAUUUAUGUAUUUAAACAUAACAAAGACAAACAGAUGUGAGCUGUCUUUGUAUUAUGAAAACAUGAUUCAUGUUAUCACUUAUUUUGUAGAGUCAUGUUAUUUCAAGCAACAGUUAAUAUCUAUAUACUUAUCUAUAUUAUUGUCACAUGUAGAAUUAUUAUAGUAUACAGUGUGAAGAUUUAAAGACUAAAACCAUUUACAACUGGUAUAUUGAAUGUUAAACUUGGCAGAUUUGUCUUAAAUAUUGAAUACAAUCUAAUUUGGGUAUACUUACUGUAUAGCCAAGUCACUUCAAAUUAAAAAUAUUUUUUUUUAUCUCCAACCUAAUAAGGCCACUUUAAUUUUUAUUUCAAAUGUCUCUAUAUCAAAUGUUUAAUUUAAUGUCUGUUUGUUUUAUAAAGCAUGUUUAUGCAUGGGAAUUAGUAUCAAUGAAAUAUAAAUCAAUUUUGAAUGCGAAUUUAAAAUGAUUUGUUAAAAUUAAAGAUAUGUUCUUAUGACA
Patella vulgata (common limpet) is the source of this 2487-nucleotide messenger RNA. Its product is annotated as BRISC and BRCA1-A complex member 1. Gene Ontology annotation, cellular component: BRISC complex; BRCA1-A complex; nuclear body. Bases 177 to 1142 code for a protein of 321 amino acids. Gene Ontology annotation, biological process: double-strand break repair; protein K63-linked deubiquitination; mitotic G2 DNA damage checkpoint signaling. The transcript is spliced from 8 exons. The record is from RefSeq and is a predicted model, not a curated record. Lineage: Eukaryota; Metazoa; Mollusca; Gastropoda; Patellidae.